GGCGCUUCGCUCCCGUUAAACCACAACAAAGAUGGAGGCGCGACGUGACAGCUAGAUUUGCAUUUUUCAUAGCGACGCGCUCAAACUCGCGCUGAAGUGAAGAUGGACGCGCCGCAUCUACCGGAACACAGCGCGGAGAAACGCGUCCGUAUCGUCGGAUCCGAGCUGGUGGAGAAUUACACGGUUUACAUCAUAGAGGUGAAUGUUGGAGAUCACAGGUGGACUGUCAAGCAUCGAUACAGCGACUUUCACGAUUUGCACGAAAAACUCACUGUGGAGAAGAAGAUCGAUAAGCAUCUGUUGCCGCCCAAGAAGAUCAUCGGCAAAAAUUCCAAAAGCCUCGUGGAGAAGCGACAAAAGGAGCUGGAGGUUUAUCUCCAAACGCUCCUGAGCAGAUUCCCUGCAUCGACCCCCAAAGUCCUGUCUAACUUCUUACUCUUUCACUUAUAUGAAAUCAAUGGAAUUGCUGUGGCCCUGGCUGAAGAGCUCUUUCAUAAGGGUGUGUUGUUAUUCAUUCCUAGAGUUAUUAAAUGCUUGAAAUGUACAGCAUUCAAUGUAUUGGCCGAUAAACAAUGUAAUGGGCUAUAUUAUGUGAUGUGA
Messenger RNA from Sinocyclocheilus anshuiensis, 600 nucleotides. Its product is annotated as nischarin-like. Gene Ontology annotation, molecular function: phosphatidylinositol binding. The transcript has 4 exons. Lineage: Eukaryota; Metazoa; Chordata; Actinopteri; Cypriniformes; Cyprinidae. The record is from RefSeq and is a predicted model, not a curated record. Gene Ontology annotation, cellular component: intracellular membrane-bounded organelle. The coding region runs from base 103 to 600 and encodes 165 amino acids.